Platichthys flesus (European flounder) is the source of this 3656-nucleotide messenger RNA. RefSeq lists its product as uncharacterized. The transcript has 2 exons. Lineage: Eukaryota; Metazoa; Chordata; Actinopteri; Pleuronectiformes; Pleuronectidae. The coding region runs from base 155 to 1534 and encodes 459 amino acids. The record is from RefSeq and is a predicted model, not a curated record.
UAUCGCAAGUUCCGCCGCCUGAUAUCCUCCAACCGCAAGUUUCGCCGACUGAUAUCCUCCAACCGCAAGUUUUGUCGCCUGAUAUUCUCCGACCGCAAGUUUUGUCCCCUGAUGUCCUCCGACUGCAUGUCAUCCAGCACUAACUAGGAUUUGGAUGCAGUGUAAGGAGUGCAAAUUCUCGCACCCUAAUCGGGAUACUCUCCUCAAGCAUUACAGACUUUGCCACUACCGGGGACGCUUCUGGCCACUGCCGUGCCUGUACACAGACUGCUGCUGUACUUUCAAAACAAGCGGUGGGUUAAAAUGCCACCUUUCAAGAGUACACACACAGUACAGAAAAACUGAAGUAGAAGUCACCUUUUUUUGUCAAGUGUGUGACUUUAAGGACAUCUGUGCCCCAAAGAAAUACAUAGCCCAUCUAAGGACUCAUUUGAGGCAGCAUGUGACUGUAUAUUGUCCUUUCAAAGACUGUGAAUUCACAAGUACUGUGCUUUCAACAUUCAGUAGUCAUAUAAGCAGGAGGCAUAACUCAUACAACCUUAAUGAUUUUCGAGCAUCUGUAACAUCCUCAACACCUCAACCAACUAAUCCAUCAGAACCAGAUGAAGAAUUUCCACCUGAGAUCAAUGUUCUACAGCAUCCUUCUGAGGUAGAAAGCAGCUCAUACGUAGAACCUGCAGACAGUUCUACAGUUGAACACAAACUUGCAUCCUUAUUUCUUUACAUGCAAACUGUUUUACAUAUUUCUAAAAGUGCAACUCAGCAAAUUAUAAGUGGUUUUACUGAUAUUGUGUCACUCUCCAAAUUUACAGCCACGCAAUCAAUCAGAGACGUUCUUAAAACCUUUCCAAGUUGUACUGAGUCUGUUAUAGAAGAACUAACAGAGCGCAUUUCAGACUCAAUAUACAACACUAACCCUUAUCUUCUAGCAACAUCAGAAAAGGGCAUUCUCUCAACAGAAUAUCGAAGGAUAAAAUAUUUUAAAGAACAUUUUAAAGUUAUUGAUCCUGUUGAGUAUCUUUACGAUAGAAAACAUCAGAACACUUUUGUGUAUGUUUCAUUGUUUGAAGUCCUUGAAGUUUUGCUCAACAGACCAGAUGUCUUGGAAAAAGUGUUUUUUGACGAAGACUGCCUACCCGGACAAUAUAGAUCUUUUCGGAAUGGGCAGUAUUACAAACUGAACAAACUUUUAGGUGGCCAGAGAAACUGCCUUUCUCUUGGUCUUUACAUAGAUGACUUGGAAGUCUGUAAUCCACUAGGUACUUCAAGGAAAAUACACAAGAUAACAGCAGUAUACUGGGUGCUCCAAAACUUACCUGCUAAGUUCCGUUCAACUCUUCCAUCAAUACAACUUGUCCCUUUUGAGUUAUCCAUUUGUCUGAAAGAACUGAUCUCAAGAAGUUACUUUAGUCCUGAUAUUCUCAACAGCCGCAUUAGUCAUUUCCCAUAUAAGCACUCUGACAAAGUAAACAGGCCCCAAAGAAUAUCCAAGGCCAGCUUUUCAAAAGGCAACUAUAGGUGGGAAUGGGCAUGAGAAUUGGACUUUGCUGCGGCUACUGCCCUUACUGAUUGGUCAUCUUGUACCAGAAAAUGAAGCCUCUUGGGAGAUCUUGAUGGACCUGAAAGAGAUAGUUGAGUUGAUUGCAUCAGCAGACUUUUCGGAUGCCAUCUUGGCUUUCCUCGAAAGGAAGAUUACUGACUGCAGGGAGUUGUUCAGAGAGACCUUUCCGGACCUGAGAUUAAGACCAAAACACCACUUUGUGGAGCACUAUCCCCACUUGAUUCGAUGCUUUGGUCCAUUAAUAGACUUAUGGACCAUGAGAUUUGAGGCCAAGCACAGUUCUUUCAAAAAGAUUGUGCAUGAUGUCCACAACUUCAAAAAUAUUCUGCUCACACUUGCAAACAAGCACCAGCUAACAAUGGCCCAUUACCUAGAUGGUCCAAGCCUCUUUUCACCUCCCUUGUCAGUGCAGAAUAUUAAAACAGUUAGCUCAUUUAGCUUGGACAUCCCACAAAGGAGUGCAGUGAAAAACAAAUACCUGCACCUGUCAGUGUUGUCCCUUGCUUCAGAUGUACAUUUGCAUGGAACCCGCUACAGUGAAGGCAUGGUUUUGUGUGCAGGGGAAUGCAGCGGCUUACCAGAGUUCUUGAAACGUGUUAGUAUUCUUGUUCAUUCCCAAAGUAACAAGGUUUCCUUCUUGUGCAGGAAGCUUUCUUCAUGGUAUAUUGAACAUCUUAGGUGUUACGAGGUGUCUGAAACUGCUGACCUAGAAAUAGUUGAGCCAGAAGACCUGAAUGAUAACACUCCCCUAACGUCUUAUGCUGUCCGGGGAAAGAUAAUCAUCUCCCUGAAGAGGUUCCUCCUUCACUGAAAGCUAGAUUUUGGGACCAGUUGUAGUUGUGUUUGAAAUGCUGGUUCAGAUGUUCAAAGAAAACACUGUUCUAAACAGUUAAAAACUACCUUAUUUGAUAUUCUUAAUAUGUAUUUUGAAAUAUAAAUUGAUAAAUUAUGAUAUUGGGUUGCCCCAAAUGUCAGUUGUUCAAAACAAAAGCAAAGAUGUGUGUGUAUAUAUAUGGUCCCGUUGUAGUCACUGGAGACACAUUCUAAGGUGUUAAAAGACAUGCUCAGACUUGUCCUGUGUAUUUUGUGACCUUGCUCUAGCGUACAAAUGAUUGUUUUUCAGAUCAUGCUGCUACGUGUUGUCAUUUCCCCUGAUAACAUCAGAAGAGUGGAUAUUUCAGAAGACCUCGAGUCUGUCGAACAAUUGAAGGGGAUUCUUAAAGAAAGACUCCAACUCGAAGGCGACUUUUCAAUUCAGUUUGAGGACCCUGACUUUGGGAAUGAACUUGGUAAUUUGACGGACAUCAGAGAGCUUCCUCCAGACAGAGCUGUACUGAAGAUCCUGUCGAAAUCCUUCGGCCCAACAGAAUCACCGGCCUCUACCUUUUCUGGACUGGAUUCUGAUAGCAUGUCAUCUCCAUCCACCAGUGGAACACAGGGUUCGUCAGUAUAGCUUAGGCGGUGUGAGAGUGCAGGGAACUGGCCAUCUCCAUUCCCAAUUCCAGUCUUUUCAUUCGAUGUUGCACUGAGGCUGUCUAACGGGGACGCUUCGUUCAAGGAAAGUGGAGUACUUCUCACUGUACCACGGGAGAUGAAAAUCGCCAUCUUGGACAACCUAGCUCAGGCAAUGUUUUCCUACAAGGCCUACCCAACGACUCAAGAAAUUGAAUCAGUUGCUGCUGCACUGAUUGAGAAACACCCAUCUCUUGCUGACCCAGGAGAUGGAACUGGCUUUCACAGCUGGGCCAUGAGCAUUAGAUAUAAGCUUGGCAACUACCGCCAAAAGCUACGGAUGGCAGGCUGUAAUGAAGUUAGGGUAAACCAAAGAAGGGACGCAGAGGUGACCAGAUGUCUAAAGAAAGCCAGAAGGUGUGAGGUGAACUUUCUUCCAAACAAUCCAGAAGGGCAAACUGACGAAUCACAAGAAAGGGAAAGGAAAUUAAUACAGGAAGAAGUUCUAAAAAGACUUCCAAACAAGACCCUGAUUGAAUCCAAAAUGGAAGCUACUUUUUCCCUACGCAGGAAGGGUAUUGUGGAGGAAGAACCGCCUAUUGCCGAAGUCUUGGAGAAGUGGCCAGCAUUGUUUUUGGAAGAA